UAUUUGAUGCAAUCAGAUAACAUGGUCAUUAAAAAACUAUCACGCAUGGUCAUACCCUAUCAGAUGAUUUGCCACAACCACUACGCCAUGGUCAACAGCUAUAAGCUUGUUUAUGUAUGUGUGUGUGUAUAUAUAUUCUGAUUUCUUACGCGACAACUUGCCCCACAAAUACUAAAUCUCCUUUGUCAUCAUUCUCUGCAAAUAACAUAAAAUAUCUCCAAACACUCUCUUCUUCUCCCCCUUUUAGAAUCUCUCUCUCUCUAUCUCUCUAUCUCUCGCCGCCAUGGGAGCGAACAGAUUAUAAAGAUGACAGAGCAAGAUCAAACUUUCAACGCAGCCACUGAAUGUUGCAUGUGCGGAGAUUCUGGUCUCUCCCACGAGCUUCUCUUCUGCAAAACAUGCCGUUUCCGGUCUCAACAUAGACCGUUACUUUCUCACAGAUACUGCAGCAACAUGUACCCUAAUUCGGAUUCGUACGACACCUGCAACUGGUGCCUUGGCCAAAAUUCAGACAUCAACAAACAGAGGGAUCAGACCAAUACGGCGUCGUUUAAAGGGGUCCACGUGGACGCAGAGUUGAAAAGACCGAAAAGGGUCUUCGCCGCCGGCGACGAUGGGCCGUUGUCCCCGUCGGAAGAGGCGGCGGGGGAAAAUGGCCGGAGAAGGAGGAUCAUAACGAGAGGGAAAUUGGAGGAGAUGAUUAAGCUUGGGAGGGCAAAAUCGGAAGAGAGUUCAAGUGAGAUUCGGGGCAAAGUGAUAUUAAAGGCUAAGUUUCGGAACAAGGCUAAGAGAUACAAGCUUCUUGAUGAGGUUUCUAAUUAAUUUUACAAACGAUAUUAUAUAUAUAUAUAUAUAUAUAAUGAUAUAAAGAUGAGUUUUUUUGGGUUAUGAAUCACGAGUUGUAAGUCAAAUAAUGCUUUUUAUAUUUUGUUUUCUCA
Molecule: messenger RNA, 938 nt
Organism: Tarenaya hassleriana
Lineage: Eukaryota; Viridiplantae; Streptophyta; Magnoliopsida; Brassicales; Cleomaceae
Exons: 3
Coding region: 307-822 (171 amino acids)
Source: RefSeq, a predicted model, not a curated record